Messenger RNA from Myotis lucifugus (little brown bat), 2383 nucleotides. RefSeq names its product betacellulin (gene BTC). The transcript is spliced from 6 exons. The record is from RefSeq and is a predicted model, not a curated record. Lineage: Eukaryota; Metazoa; Chordata; Mammalia; Chiroptera; Vespertilionidae. Gene Ontology annotation, biological process: positive regulation of mitotic nuclear division; epidermal growth factor receptor signaling pathway; positive regulation of cell population proliferation. The coding region runs from base 56 to 571 and encodes 171 amino acids.
GCAGGAGGAGGCGGGAGGCUCGUCUAGGGGCUGCCCGCCCUGCAGCGCGGGUUUGAUGGACCUGACCGCCCCGGGCAGCGGCGCCGGCUCCCUGCCGCUGCUCCUGGCCCUGGGUCUAGUGAUUCUCCACUGUGCUGUGGCAGAUGGGAACUCAACCAGAAGUCCUGAGAGUGAUGGCCUUCUCUGUGGAGAUGCCAGAGGAGACUGUGCAGUGACCACCACACAAUCAAAGUGGAAUGACUACUUCUCUCCGUGCCCCAAGAAAUAUGAGCAUUACUGCAUCAACGGGAAAUGUCGCUUCGUGGGGGCCCUGCAGACACCCUCCUGCCUCUGUGAUGAUGGCUACGCGGGGGCGAGAUGUGAGAGAGUUGACUUUUUUUACCUGAGGGGAGACACAGGACAGAUUCUGGUGAUUUGUUUGACAGCAGUUAUGGUGACAUUGAUCAUUUUGGUGAUUGGUGUCUGCACAUGCUGUCAUCCCCUUCGAAGGAAAAAGAAAGAAGAUGUGCCAAAUCUUGGUAAAGAUAUAACUCCUGUAAAUGAAGAUAUUCAAGAGACUAGUAUUGCUUAAUGUCUAUGAAGGUACCUCCAGGCUGGUCGCAAGCUACAAAAUGCCAUGCUCAACUGAAAAUGGACAGAAUGUGUCUCAGGAAAACAGCUAACAAAAUGAAUUUUAAAUAAUGUUAUUUACUUUUGUUUGUAACAGUUUGUGUUGUUUACUAUUGUUUUUAUUAUAAUAAUAGAUUUUGUUAUCGUUUAAUAAUUGGGAAAAAGUACCCAGUUAAGAAGGGAAUAUUAUUAAACUUCCACUUAAUCCAGGAUUUGUCACCAGGAUUACCAGUUAAAUAAGAAAAAGAAGUAGGAAGGACUCUAGAUCCUAGAUGUUGCAUUAAUAAUACAUCUGCCAUUUAUCCAACACUUACCAUGUGUUGGGAGUUUGAAAUAUGUUAUUUCCUUGAAUCCUUGCAAGAAUCUCUGAGAUAUCUAUUACGAUCCUUAUUUCCCAUAUAUGGAAACAGACCCAAGGAAGUUAAAUAAUCUAACCCAGAUUUUCAGAGUUAGGAAUUGGUGGAGCUGAAACUGGAUCCAAGAUUUACCCCAUUCAACGUUUGUGCUCUGAACCAUCAUUUUUGCCCCUCACAGUUGGUACAACCUAACUCACUAGAUAACCCAACACUUUCUACUGAACUGUGCUUUGUCAUGACUCUGAGAUACUGGGGCUAUUUUUCUGCAGAAACUUUCUGCAGCAUUGACUUUUAUUAUGUUCCUUUGCUCCUUUAUAAAUGCUUAGAGACAUGAAUAAACUUUAGGUUAGUAAAGCAAACAGAUUUGCCCCCUAGCUAGUAGAAUGCGUAGAGCUAUGGACAGGAAGUGCCUGGCAGUCAUUAAGCCCCAGUUAAGUUCACUGAAGUAUCAACAAUAGCACUGGAAGAUCUAGUUAUCCCCAGGAUAAUGGUCAGUGGCAGCGUAGCAGAGCCCAGGCAGAAGCUGGUUGUGACUGUAUGCUCGUUUUUGUCCUUCUAAUAAGCAGUACCUGUGAUUGCUCUCAGUGGAAUGUUGUUGCAAUGAAAUCCCAUGUAUACAACUAUUACCUGACACCAUCUUCCCAAAUGCUCCUUUAACUCCCUAGUAAAUUUAAUAAGGACUCUGCAACUGAAGAAGCAAAAUCUACAUGUAACCAACAUUCCAUAGAAUAUGGAACUUUCAACACUGACAGGCUAGAUCUUUUAUAAAAACAGAUGGAGGAUGUCCCCAAAUUGCUGCACUUUGGCUGUUGCACCUGUCAUCCCAGCAGCUCCUUUUCCAGAAUCUUUGUAAAUUUUAUUCACAGGGUAGACACCAUGCAUAAAGUGAAGUGGGGAAUUGGGAGAAAAGGUGAAGCUGUAUAUCACUUUCUAUUACACAUCGUGUUUGGGGAGAGACUGAGGCUGUAAUACAGACUUAGCUCAAAUAUCAAUGAGAGCUAAGUCAACAACUGAUGUUUCUAAUUCUAUUUUUUUCUCCUGACUUAGACAUUCUUACAACAGGAUUGUAUACAGCUGAUUUAUGUUGUAUAUGUUUUCUUUUCAAGUCUUCUGGACUCAGUUCAUGCCCUUUCUCUUUCUCAGUCUUCUUUGAUACUGAGAACACUUGAAACAAUGCUUGUUUGAGCAUUUAAAACAAAAAAGAAGGCGUAAAUGUUUCUUCUUUCCUGAACUGAUGUUGGUUGACCAAAGGAAUCUCUCAAGACAAUUCAGACUGGGGGAUUUUGUUUUGACCCUAAGAUGUUCAUGGUGUCUUUUGAAAAUCGGUAGGUCUGAUGUCAAGAAAGAAAUGAGGAUUUUCGUAUCUUUUCAAAAUGUAUUUAUAAUUGUUUUGCAUAUAUUAAAUGAACUUGGAUAUA